CACAUUUGAAAUAUUCGUUUCUUUUGAAGCAGAGAGGGAACGUUUGAACUUUGUGUACGGACAAGAGCGAGGCUACGGCGUCGCGAAAUUAAUCAAAACAUUUCAACAUGAUAAGGCAAACGAAGGUCAAGACCCCCCGCCGCCCUGCUCCAAAAAAGCCAUCCAACACCCAGAAAGACCCUGUUGGGGUGUAUUGUCGUGUGCGACCACUCGGUGCAGAGGAUGAGGAAUGUUGUAUUGAGGUUAUAAGCAACACCACCAUUCAGUUGCAUGCCCCUGAUGGCCUCAAAGCCAACAGAAAUGGUGAAUACAAAGAGACUCAAUACUCCUUCAAAAAAGUAUUUGGAAUCAAAACAACACAGAGAGAGUUAUUUGAAGAUGUUGCCAAACCUCUAGUGGAAGACCUAACUCACUGUAAAAAUGGUCUGCUGUUUACCUAUGGUGUCACUGGCAGUGGUAAAACUCACACAAUGACUGGCUCCCCGGGCCAAGGUGGGCUGCUUCCACGUUCACUUGACAUGAUCUUCAACAGCAUUGGUCCCUACCAGGCCAAGAGAUUUGUUUUCAAGCCUGAUGAUAAAAAUGGCAUGGAAGUGCAAACUCAGGUGGAUGCGCUCUUAGACCGACAGAAACGAGAUAGUCAGACAAAUGUACCAAAGACCCCGUCAAGGCGAAUAUUAGACCCAGAAUUUGCUGAUAUGAUCAGCCCAGAGGAGGCUUAUAAGGCAGAUGGGGUGGAUGAGGAUAGCAGCUACAGUGUCUUUGUCUCUUACAUUGAGAUUUACAACAACUACAUCUAUGAUCUCCUGGAGGAAACUCCCUUUGACCCAAUAAAGCCCAAGUGGAAUGUUGCAGGCAUACCUCUACGACACAACACUGAGUUCAUACAACCGCAAUCGAAAAUCUUGCGUGAAGAUCAAAAUCACAACAUGUAUGUAGCCGGGUGCACUGAGGUUGAGGUCAAGUCAACAGAGGAAGCUUUUGAAGUCUUUUGGAGAGGUCAGAAGAAGCGCAGGAUUGCAAACACGCAGUUAAAUCGUGAGUCCAGCCGCUCUCAUAGUGUAUUCAUUAUCAAGUUGGCACAAGCACCUCUGGAUGCGGAUGGAGACAAUGUGCUUCAGGAUAAGAAUCAAGUAAACGUGAGUCAGUUAUGUCUAGUGGAUCUGGCUGGCAGUGAGCGCACUAGCAGAACCCGAGCAGAGGGCAGCCGUCUUCGUGAAGCAGGCAACAUCAAUCAGUCUUUAAUGACACUACGCACAUGUAUUGAGGUUCUGAGAGAGAACCAGAUGUGUGGCAUGAACAAGAUGGUUCCAUACAGAGAUUCCAAAGUGACCCAUCUAUUCAAAAACUACUUUGAUGGAGAAGGCAAAGUGAGAAUGGUAGUUUGUGUAAAUCCAAAAGCUGAUGAUUAUGAGGAGACAUUGCUCGUGAUGCGCUUUGCUGAGAUGACUCAGGAGGUGGAGGUGGCCCGACCUGUUGACAGACCAAUCUGUGGCUUUGCAGCUGGUCGCCGACAGAAGAACCAGGCUUUUAAAGAGGAGCUGACCCACAGACUGGAGGAACGUGGUGGUCCUGUAGAUGGAGAGUCUCAAACAGUAUUGAGCCAGCUGCUGCAGUCUUUUACUCCACUGCCUCCCUGUGAGAUCUCUGGCCCUAAUGAUGAUGUUACUCUACCAAAGCUCAUAGAGGCCCUGGAGAAGAGACACAAGAUUCGCCAGAUGAUGAUCGGCGAGUACAAUAAAACUGCUAACAUGCUAAAAUCCAUCCUUCAAGAGCAGGACAGCAAUGUUCUUUCCAAAGACAACUUCAUCCAAGAACAGCGUGGAAAGCUUGGUGAAAAGGACAAGAUGAUCCAGAACCAGAAGAAUGAGAUUGAUCGGCUGGAAAAGAAAUCCAAGAUGCUGGAGUACAAGAUUGAGAUCUUGCAGAAAACGACCAACAUCUAUGAGGAGGACAAGCGAUCUCUACGUCAUGAACUGGAGAGCAGAGAACAGCGGCUGCAAAGGGAAGUGUCUGAUAAGAGACGCAUGGAAGCACGCAUGCAGGGCAUAGUCACCGACGCCAAGCUCAAGUGGGAGAAGGAGUGUGAGAGACGGGUAAAUGCCAAGCAGUUGGAGAUGCAGAAUAAGCUGUGGGUGAAGGAUGAGAAACUAAAGCAGCUUAAAGCCAUUGUGACGGAGGGAAAGACAGAGAACCGGCAACCACAUCGGCCAUCCAGAGAAAAGGACAAAGAUCCCCCAAAGAGAUCCGCCUCCCCGUCACCUGUUCCUUCUCCCUACAAUGGCUGCCAGUCAUCCCUCUCCUCCUUGGAGCCCAUGUAUAAUUUCCCUCAGACAGUCAGGCCAGAUUAUCCCUUCCUCAGACCAGGCAGUGUGUCUGUGACCUCCUGCAUCUCUGAGUGGGAGCAGGGAGUCACACAGUCUCGCAGGCAGAGUAGCCACAUGCCCCCAGACAGAAGAAAGAGAGCUCAGGGCCUUCCCAGCACUCUUGAGAGGAGGAGAGGCAGAUGCUGGGUCAGAGACUGUGAGGUGCCUGUCCUGCCAGCAGACGUAGACCUAGAGACAACUGGUCAAUGGACUGGGCCACCAGUUCGGCCUCUACACAGACGCUCGCACUCUGCAGGUGGGGAGAGGUGGGUAGAUCAUAAACCAACUACUAAUGUAGACCUGGAUACAGUCAUGCAGCCGAACAUCCCCAACGCCAUCAAAGUGACUGCUCCCAGUGAGAAAGCUCUGUCUAAGUGUGACAAGUACGUUCUGACGCACCAGGAGGUGGCCUCCGAUGGGGAGAUUCAGACCAAGUUAAUCAAGGGUGAAGUGUUCAAGACCAGAGGUGGAGGACAGUCUGUUCAGUUCACGGAUAUUGAAACGCUCAAGCAAGAAAGUCCUAUUUCAGCCAGCCGAAAGAGGCGAUCAGCAGAGACUGGCCCAGCCCAGGAGGGUGAGCCUAUGGAGGGGGACUGGACAGAUGUGGAGACCAGGUGCUCUGUUGCUGUUGAGAUGAGAACUGGCUCUAACCUGGGACCUGGAUACCAGCACCAUGGAUAUCCAAAACGCAAAAAGCCUUAAGACUGCCUUUGCAUUGCGAUCACAGACGAGUCCUUUCCUAUUAAAACCUCAUCACUGUGUACAACAGCACAUUCACUUUAUAUUAUUUAACCUUUUUUUUUAAAUGCUUUAUGUACAACUUUAUAUAUACAUAUGUAUGUAUAUAUGUAUGAGAUCACACGUGUUCACCAAAGCUGUUUUUAUACUGCAUUUUCUACCUGGGUGUUGCCAUGAAAAAUUCAGGUGUUGUGUAAACACCAUGUGUAAAAACAAAAAAAAAAAAAUGUAGUAUUUCCUUGCUGUCCUUUUUUAAGCACAUUAUUUGCUUGUAUUUUUUUUUAUAUAUAUAUAUAUUGCAUUUGUGUAGUGAGGACAAUCAACGCAUUUGCUGGUGUUACCUUAAAUUCUUCAAUGUAGUCAUUUUUAUGACUUCCAGUAGUCUUUAGCAGCACCUUGGAAAAGCACGCUUUCCCACGUUAUCUCACCUGUAUGAUAUUGUUGCAGACAAACUGUUAAUAAACGGUGUUAGAUGCUAUA
Messenger RNA from Xyrauchen texanus (razorback sucker), 3584 nucleotides. It is a transcript of the gene kif23, whose product is annotated as kinesin family member 23. Lineage: Eukaryota; Metazoa; Chordata; Actinopteri; Cypriniformes; Catostomidae. Gene Ontology annotation, molecular function: ATP binding; microtubule binding; ATP hydrolysis activity. The coding region runs from base 108 to 3068 and encodes 986 amino acids. Gene Ontology annotation, cellular component: microtubule; kinesin complex; nucleus. The transcript has 24 exons. The record is from RefSeq and is a predicted model, not a curated record. Gene Ontology annotation, biological process: microtubule-based movement.